Molecule: messenger RNA, 1530 nt
Organism: Sparassis crispa
Lineage: Eukaryota; Fungi; Basidiomycota; Agaricomycetes; Polyporales; Sparassidaceae
Exons: 10
Coding region: 1-1530 (509 amino acids)
Source: RefSeq, a predicted model, not a curated record
AUGGGUCAUACCAAUGCCAAGAAACAUUCACCUUCUCGCCGCAACCCACUGUCUUCAAUCAAGACGCCAUCUCACUAUCCUCCGGCUAACUCGGACUCCUCUCAAAAAGCUCCCGCAUCUUCACGAGUGCAACAUACAGCACGUACCAGAACUACAGGCUCAGAGGACGAAGAUGAAGAGGUGCGUCCAUCAAAGAAGAAGGCACAUCUGGAUCGAGAACCGGCUGACCACUGCAAGAAGAGAGCACUUCCAGCAAAAGAAAGCAGUGACGAAGACGACAGCAGUGAUUCAGGUAAGGAGGACGACGAAGAUAAUGGCUACUCACACGCAAAUAAGGAUACUGAUGAAGAUGAGGAGGUGGAGCUAGGUGAAGGUGAGAUGGAGAUUAAAGCUGAGAAUGAGGACGACAACGAGAAAGAGGAUGAGGCCCAUGCCCGAGGGCACAAGUGCAGAAGCACUGAGCUGGAUGAUCAGUCCGACUCAGUGUCACAUAAACACCAUUGCACCAAGAAGCUCGUGAGGGGUAUGGCCAAAAGACGUGAUCCGAAAGUAUUUCGUCCCCUCAAGCCGUACCAUGAUGCACUGCAGCUCGGCUUAAUCUCACAGCAAGAUGCCGAUGAACUCAAUCCGCAAAUGAUAGCCACCUUCAAUUCCAUGGACAAAGGUGAACAUGAAGAACUCAUUUACACUUUCGAAGCGAUUAUCACCUUCAUACCUGGUCUCAAGGAUCAGUUAGCAUACAUGGGAGAGGACAUUGAUGCCAUUGAUAUUCUUGGGUCCUACCUCAAUCACUAUGCCACCGAUGCUCGUGGUGAUCACCUCGGCUCUCUUUGGGAGCACAUCAUCAACUACAUACCAGAUUUCGGUGACGGAUACUCUACAUUGAAGCCACAAGAUAGCAAAUGGAAGCGUGGUUUCCAGAGCACCACAACCGGCCGCCUGCUUUGCCCCCAGUCCAUGCUUUCGGAUUUUCUAGCUGAACCUGACAGUUUCUGCCGCCAAGUUCACGAUGGUGAGAUCGAUGUCACUUCUGACAAAUUUCCAUUGUUUCUGUAUGAUCAAGAUCUCUAUGAUCCCGAUGAAUUGGAUGCAGGGUUGCUUAAAGGCCCAGUGCUUCUCUCGUGCUUCAAGUCCUUAAUUACAGGUCCCGGUAGUGCAUCAUCAAACUGUGGAGACCGCGAGGACGGGAGCAGCAGACCCGGAUGCCCACCUCUCGCAAAAAAGUACGAUAUAACUCACAUCAGUCCUAGGAGUAUCGCAUACAUGGCAGUCCUGGUCUGCUUCCUCUUGAACAGCCAGCACUCAUGGUCCAAUAUUGACGUCAACUUCAAUCUCAAAGAGUUCUUCUUUGAAAUUCUCCGGCUCUUCCAGGAUGAAGAAUGGGGGGAAGCCACGUUAGAUUGGUGGAACAAAUCGGUGUUCAGUACACCUGCAAAGAGCGCAAAAAAGAAAACCCGGCCGCAAUCAGCAAUUGCUGAGUUGAAGGCUCAGUGCGCAGCUCGAGCAGCUGCGCAAUCCGUGGCCUCAUAG